GUCACCCAUCACAUGAUUAAUUUUACACAAGAACCUCUACACAAGAACCUCUGCACAAGAACUAUAUUAAACACGUACUGCUGUAUAUGUAUUCAAGGCCAGUUGCUGUAGCUACAGUGUGCUAUACCUCAGUAUACAGGCAAUGGCCAACUGUGUUGGGUAUCACUACCAGCUUAGAGUUAUCCUAAUCGGAGACAGCACCGUCGGUAAAACCAGCCUUGUCCAUGAACUUCAAGAAGGAGCCGGCAAUCUGGAGCACAGUCUAACACUGGGAGUCGACUACUACUCGAAAGUGUUUCACAAAGACGACCAGAUCGUCAAGAUACAAAUCUGGGACACAGCUGGGCAAGACCGGUUCAGAUCAAUCGUAAAGACUUACUAUAGAAACGCUGUCGGUGGUCUGUUGGUGUUUGAUGUCACAAAUCAACAAAGUUUUGAGAAUGUAGAAACCUGGUUACAAGAAGCUAAACAACACCAUGGCAACAACGAACAUGUGUAUGUGUUGGUGGGCAAUAAAUGUGAUCGUGAGAGUGAGAGGGUCGUGAGUACAAAGGAAGGAGAAGAGUUUGCAAAGAAGAACAAUAUGCAAUAUAUCGAGACCUCCGCCAUAACUGGUACUAAUGUUUACAAGGCAUUUGAUCUUCUAGUGGACGAUGUAUUGAGUGGUAUUGAGGAAGGUCGGAUACGGUUGCGUCGGGAGAGCUGGGACGGUGUUAAACAAGGCGAGGUUCUGUCAGAGUCCAUGCUUAGUUCGCUAACUAACACAGUGGUAACUAUUAACAGCGAACAACAAGACAGUCACAGUGUGGACUACAUACAUAGCAGUGAACAAAGAACUACAAAAUGUGCAUGUUGAAAAAAUUGAAAAUGUUUUUUACUUCAAUGAAUUUUUUUAAGUUGAAAAUCUCAAUGAAUUUUUGUGGACUGACAGUCUAUAUAUACGGUUUUGCAGAA
This is a messenger RNA of Halichondria panicea, 954 nucleotides long. Its product is annotated as ras-related protein Rab-39B-like. The transcript has a single exon. Gene Ontology annotation, biological process: vesicle-mediated transport. Gene Ontology annotation, cellular component: Golgi apparatus. Bases 143 to 856 code for a protein of 237 amino acids. The record is from RefSeq and is a predicted model, not a curated record. Gene Ontology annotation, molecular function: GTPase activity; GTP binding. Lineage: Eukaryota; Metazoa; Porifera; Demospongiae; Suberitida; Halichondriidae.